Molecule: messenger RNA, 1238 nt
Organism: Osmerus eperlanus (European smelt)
Lineage: Eukaryota; Metazoa; Chordata; Actinopteri; Osmeriformes; Osmeridae
Product: zinc finger protein 570-like
Exons: 2
Coding region: 106-1155 (349 amino acids)
Biological process (GO): regulation of transcription by RNA polymerase II
Molecular function (GO): RNA polymerase II cis-regulatory region sequence-specific DNA binding; DNA-binding transcription factor activity, RNA polymerase II-specific
Source: RefSeq, a predicted model, not a curated record
AUCUCACGUUUGCGCGAGUGUCAACAUACAAUUGAUAAAACAGCGAUUGACUGCAGUGCAAGUGAUGUGCUUAGGGUUCACACCUUGUCGUUUAACUACUCAAACAUGGCCAAAAUGCAAUUGCUCAGAGUGAUUGUGAAAGAGCGGCUUGCAGCGGCAGCUGAUGAGAUAUUCGGUAUGGUUGAAAAAACAAUAGCAGAAUACCAACACGAAGUUGCUUGUUCAAGAAGAGAUUAUGAUAACCAACGGCGAACCCUGGAAAGUAGUCGCGAGAUGUAUUUACAUAGAUCGGACCCACAGUCGCUCACAGUUCCUACAUCAGAGAAGGAACACCCUGAGCAACGGCACUGUGAGAAGAGCCCCGGACGUCAAGACCUAAAACAGGAGCUCCCAGAUCUCUUAGCGAUUAAAAAGGAGGAAGAAGUGUCACUCUGGAGCUGCCAGAGAGAAGCUCAGCUUCAAAGACAGCAGGAUGUCAAUGCAGAAAGUGGCCAUGAUGAAGACCAAGCUCAUUCUUCACAUGUUAAUGUGGGAGGUGAAGAACACAACAAACUCUCUCAACCCAGUAGUUGCACAGCUGAGCUGAUUAAACCAAACUUUAGAGAGGCACCCCAGGAAAACGAGUCGACCCCUGAGACACUCUUUGUAAUAAGUCCUGCCUUUUCUGUAGUUCAGAGUCAAAAAGUUAAACGUGCUGAUGAGAAGAAGCCAUAUAUUUGUACUGUUUGUGGUAAAUGUUUUAGCCACACAGCUUAUAAGAGAAAACACAUGCGGGUUCAUACUGGUGAGAAACCUUAUGGCUGCAAAGAAUGUGGCAAAAGAUUUAUCGAGGCUGGAAAUAUGAAUACUCAUAUGAGGAUUCAUACAGGGGAGAAACCAUUUCCAUGUAUCGUAUGCGGGAAGUGGUUUCGUUAUAGGUCUGGCGUGAACAAGCACAUGAAGAUACAUACUGGACAAAAAGGAUAUGCCUGUAAAGUUUGUGGUAGAGCUUUUACGGAGUCUGGAAAUCUGACAACUCACAUGAGGACCCACACACAGGAGAACCCGUAUCCAUGUUCUAUAUGUGGGAGGAACUUUCGACAUAAGUCUAGUGUGAAAAUACACAUGAACACUCACAUGAAAGAUGUAGUUAGUGGCCACUUGGACACCACGUAAAGUGCAUCUGUUGCAUACAUACAUGAAGUAUGUAGGAAGAUCUUUGUCAUAGUGUGUCAACUGCCUUUGACAAAAUAAUGUAA